GGUGGGAGGGGCCGGUUAGCGCGUUGCGGAAAGAUGGCGGAGGCCGACCUCGCUCAGAUCCCGGAUGUGGACAUCGAUCCCGACGGUGUCUUCAAAUACGUGCUGAUCCGAGUACGUUCUGCACGGGACUCCAACCCCGAUGGCAAGGACUGCCCAAGCAAAGAGAUCGUCCGCGGCUACAAGUGGGCCGAGUAUCAUGCUGAUAUCUAUGAUAAAGUGUCAGAGGAAAUCCAGAAGAAAGGCUUUGACUGUGAGUGUCUAGGUGGUGGACGAAUCUCCCACCAGAGCCAAGACAAGAAGAUUCAUGUAUAUGGCUACUCCAUGGGUUUUGGACGUGCUCAACAUUCACUCUCCACAGAAAAGAUCAAAGCUCACUACCCUACCUAUGAAGUCACCUGGGCUGAUGAUGGUUACUGAUGGGGCCCGGCUUGCUGCCUUCCUCGGCUGUCAGAGCUGGUCUUGAACUCUUGAGCCCCCCUUUGUGUUGUGUUGUCUGAAGAGGGCAUGUGAUUGAUACCUGGUGUUUGCCUCUCUUGUGCCUUCCAGUGCUGUGGUACCUAUCUGGGACCCACGGGGCCUUUGGGCACAGAGUCCCCAACUGGAAUUAAAAGUGGCAGCCCCCA
This is a messenger RNA of Antechinus flavipes (yellow-footed antechinus), 623 nucleotides long. It is a transcript of the gene PHPT1, whose product is annotated as phosphohistidine phosphatase 1. Gene Ontology annotation, molecular function: protein histidine phosphatase activity. Gene Ontology annotation, cellular component: cytosol. NCBI's taxonomy places the organism in Eukaryota, Metazoa, Chordata, Mammalia, Dasyuromorphia, Dasyuridae. The transcript is spliced from 3 exons. The coding region runs from base 34 to 417 and encodes 127 amino acids. Gene Ontology annotation, biological process: peptidyl-histidine dephosphorylation. The record is from RefSeq and is a predicted model, not a curated record.